AUGUCAGUGAUAUCCCUCCUCUUGUUUACCAUCUUUCCUUCCAUUGCUAUAGCUUCUGUUCCUCCCUCUAAGACAUUUCAAUAUGUCAAUGAAGGAGAAUUCGGUCUUUAUGCUGUAGAAUAUGGUGGAAGCUAUAGAACUUUAGAUCCUUUUGCUGCCCCAUUCCAACUUUGCUUCUAUAACACCACUUCUAAUGCAUACACCCUGGCAUUACGCAUGGGACUUGAAUAUUCAGAAUCACUGUUCAUGUGGGUUUGGGAAGCCAACCGUGGCAACCCGGUUCGAGAAAAUGCCACGUUGACGUUCGGACGUGAUGGAAACCUUGUCUUGGCAGAUGCAGAUAGUCGGAUCGCUUGGCAAACUAACACUACUAACAAAGGUGUGACGGGGUUCAAAUUGCUCCCGAAUGGUAACAUGGUGCUUCAUGAUUCCAAAGGUAAUUUUAUUUGGCAAAGUUUUGAUUAUCCAACUGAUACCCUCUUAGCGGGCCAGUCCCUUCGGCUUGGUGGUGGAACCAAGCUUGUGAGUCGGGCCUCUGAUAUUGACAAUUCGGAGGGACCUUAUAGCCUAGUCAUGGUAUCCAAAGCACUAGUUUUGUACUAUAAGAGCCCAAAUACCCCCAAGCCAAUUCUCUACUUCAAUCAUCCCUCUUGGGUGAAUGUCAACGAGGGUCCUUUAGAAUAUGUAAAGUUCUAUUCUGCUCCGGAAAAUUUUAAUGGUUAUUCCUAUGGGCUAAAUUUAGAGUAUCACGUAGCUAAUUCGUCUAUUGGAGCGACUCUUCGGGUGGGAAGACCAAAUUACAACAGCACGUUAUCGUUCCUGCGCCUUGGAUUGGAUGGAAACCUUAAGAUCUACACUUAUUAUGAUCUUGUCUUUGAAAGUGCAUGGGAAGUAACCUUCACUCUUUUAUUUAGAGGUUCUUUUUGGGGUAGUGAAUGCCAAUUGCCUGAGAGAUGUGGGAAAUUUGGGCUUUGCGAGGAAAGUCAAUGCAUAGCUUGCCCAUUACCAAAGGGGCUGAUGGGUUGGAGCAAAGAUUGUCAGCCCAAGAAGUUAACUAGUAGUAAAGAGAAUGAUUUUUAUUACUACAAGCUUGAAGGGGUUGAUCAUUUCAUGAGUACUUAUACUAGAGGAAAUGGACCCAUUAAAGAGGAUGAAUGUGGCAAGAAAUGCACUAAGGAUUGCAAGUGUUUGGGUUACUUUUACAACAAGGAGACAUCAAGGUGUUGGAUUUCCUAUGAUCUCAAAACCCUAACAAAGGUGGCUAAUUCAACCCAUGCGGGUUACAUCAAGGCCCCAAAAAAACUAAUAAGCCAGGCUUAG
Molecule: messenger RNA, 1320 nt
Organism: Durio zibethinus
Lineage: Eukaryota; Viridiplantae; Streptophyta; Magnoliopsida; Malvales; Malvaceae
Source: RefSeq, a predicted model, not a curated record